Molecule: messenger RNA, 2808 nt
Organism: Cygnus olor (mute swan)
Lineage: Eukaryota; Metazoa; Chordata; Aves; Anseriformes; Anatidae
Gene: STRADA
Product: STE20 related adaptor alpha
Exons: 12
Coding region: 351-1472 (373 amino acids)
Biological process (GO): protein phosphorylation
Molecular function (GO): ATP binding; protein kinase activity; protein serine/threonine kinase activator activity
Source: RefSeq, a predicted model, not a curated record
GACGGGAGCCAACAUGGCGCCCGCCGCUCCCCCCCCCCCCUCAGGUGCGCGGGGCUGCGAGCCGCCAUUAGGUGCGGCGGUAGCGGCGCGCUGACGUCACGCGCAGCGACGUGCUGGCGUCACACGCAGCGUCUCCUGCCGGUGCGCGGUGGCCGCGGCGCUGAGGUUGCCUUCAGCAGCGUGUGGCGACGCACCCGCGGCCUCCAUGUCUUUCCUUGUAAGUAAACCCGAGCGCCUGAGGCGGUGGGUGUCGGAAAAGUUCAUUGUUGAGGGCUUAAGAGAGUUUGAACUGUUUGGAGACAAAUGAGGCGAGCUCCGAGUCGAUAGCUUCUUCCCCUAAAAGGGACACCAUGAGCAACUUCCUACCAGACAGCAGCUGCUACGAGUUGCUCACUAUCAUAGGCAGAGGCUUUGAAGACUUGAUGGUUGUGAACCUGGCCAGGUAUAAACCCUCAGGGGAGUAUGUCACUGUCAGAAGAGUUAACUUGGAAGCCUGCACCAAUGAAAUGGUCACGUUCUUGCAGGGGGAACUUCAUGUUUCCAAGCUGUUCAACCACCCUAACAUUGUGCCAUACAAAGCAACUUUCAUAGCAGACAAUGAGCUGUGGGUGGUAACAUCUUUCAUGGCCUAUGGUUCUGCAAAAGAUUUAAUCUGUACCCAUUUUAUGGAUGGGAUGAGUGAAUUGGCGAUUGCAUAUAUCCUCCAAGGAGUACUAAAAGCACUUGACUACAUCCACCAUAUGGGCUAUGUACAUAGGAGUGUGAAAGCCAGCCAUAUCCUGAUUUCUGUAGAUGGGAAGGUGUACCUCUCUGGCCUGCGAAGUAAUCUGAGUAUGAUUAACCACGGGCAGCGACUCAAAGUUGUUCAUGACUUCCCCAAAUACAGCAUCAAAGUCCUACCUUGGCUCAGUCCUGAAGUCUUGCAGCAGAAUCUCCAGGGUUACGAUGCAAAGUCUGACAUUUACAGCAUAGGGAUAACAGCCUGCGAGCUGGCAAACGGACACGUACCAUUUAAAGACAUGCCUUCCACUCAGAUGCUCUUGGAAAAGUUGAACGGAACUGUUCCCUGCCUGCUAGACACCACCACUAUUCCUGCUGACGAGCUGACUAUGAAAACCUCGCGUUCAAGUGCUAACUAUGGGCUGGGCGAGAGCAUGGCCAUUAGCAACGUGAGAGCAGCCAACGGCGAGUCAGCCCUGCACCCUUACCUGCGGACCUUCUCCGCCUGCUUCCACAACUUUGUAGGGCAGUGCCUGCAGCGGAACCCGGACUUCAGGCCCAGUGCAGGCGCUCUCCUAAAUCAUCCCUUUUUCAAACAGAUCAAGCGCCGUGCUUCUGAAGCACUCCCUGAACUUCUGCGCCCCGUCACCCCAAUCACCAAUUUUGAAGGAACACGGCCCCAGGAUCCCAGUGGCAUUUUUGGGCUGGUGUCAAACCUGGAGCAGCUAGACGUGGAUGACUGGGAGUUCUAGAACAAACAGGGACUAUACGUGGUUCUGGAGGAGCUUCCUGGACAUUGUAAUUUAUUGGUCCUGUUCAUAAAAGGUGAUGAAUGUUACAUGUAGAAGAGUUUACAGGUCCUUGGGAAGGAACUUCAGCUGCCUGUUUACUUGGAAAGUAGCCUGGAAACAAAUGGACAGACCUGAGCUGGAAAAGGCUCAACCCCAAGGAACUGUGCAAUAUCCCAGUUGGUACAGUGCCCCAGCAAGCCUCAGUCCUUGCAGCUGAGAACACUAGAGUGGGUUGAGCGAAUCUGUUUAGUUAUGGUCUCUAUUUCUGUUUCUAAAAAUCACUGGCUUCCUUGUAUCACAGUCAGAGGCUGUACGUCCCUGUCCUCUUGUUGUUUCUUUUUUAAGGGUGCCUUAGAGUUAAGAAAGGGAAGGAGGCAGCUCUUAGCUUUGGGCAUUUUCCUAGAGCUGGUCAGAUUAGUUACAGCGUUGUCACCAGGUAACUUUUGAGAGUGGGGGGGGGGGGGGAGAAAGGAGCGUGCUCUUAGUCACUGCUUUGGGGUGGAAAAUUGGAAAUAGAGGAUGACCUGAUUCCAUUUUGGGCACAUUCGCUGCAUUGGAUGUUCCUCUGCAGCACUGAGUUCUUCUCCAGUUUGGGAGAGCCCUUGAAGAGACUCCUGAGUCGAUGCUGAGUACUCUGAACUCCAGGUCAGACAGGGCAGGGCUGGAGACAGGGCAGGGCAUUCCAGCCUCUUCUCCCGUGGCUGCCUGGGUCAACAAAUGCAGUGUGUAAUUCUGUGCAACGUACCAGCAUUUUUACUCCCCACAGCGUAUCUAGUUCAGCCUUCUGUUAGCUGAGCUGGUUUGACAGCAUGAAACAUUCACACCAGGUUGUUCUCACUGACUUAACUUGGCAUAGAGGGAAAGUAAUUUGAUUUUCAUGCAAAAACCUCUUAUUCACAACUCCUCUUUCAACAUCAUGUACAGAAUUAUCUUAAGCCUUCUCUUACCAUUGCUGUUCCACCUUCCCUGACUGAAUGCCAGGUUAAAAAAAAAAAAUCCUCUGCUUGCUUUUCACAUGGCUUCCCUCGAUUCAUGGCUGUGGCAGCUCUCCCCCAUUCCAUGGUAUUUGUUUUUGGAGGUGUGUUUAAGGCUUUUAGUUUGACCUUUCCAAGGACGGCGAGUGCUGGAGGUCUUUCUACUCUUUAAUGAAGCACUGAGAAUCCAGUCCUGCAGGUGUGGUUGAUGGGAGUAGUGGUGCUGGCAACAGGUCCUUCUUGUGUUUAUAAACUGUACUUGAACCCAGAUAAAGUUUGUUACUCUAGUUUUUUGCCAAAACAAAUAAAAUAUUUCUGAAGUU